AUGAGGCUGAGCCGGGCGGCCGUGCUGGCACAGGCCAAGGCGGCCGCGCUCGACGGUGUCCGCCGUCUGAACUGCUGGGGCAGCCACCUGACAGAUAUAUCCAUAUGCCGGGAUUUGCCCAACAUCGAAGUGAUCACAUUCAGCGUGAACGGCAUCUCGGACCUCGAGCCGCUGCACCAGUGCCAGAACCUGAGCGAGCUGUACCUGAGGAAGAACAACAUCACGAGCCUGGAUGAGCUGUUCUACCUGAAGACGCUGCCGCGGCUGCGGGUGCUGUGGCUGGCAGAGAACCCCUGCUGCGGGCCCGACCCUCACCGCUACCGCAUGACCGUGCUGCGCAACCUGCCCAGCCUGCAGAAGCUCGACAACCAGGCUGUGACAGAAGAGGAGCUGUCGCAGGCGCUGGUGGAUGGCGUGGAGAUCACGGCCCCGCCGGCCCGGAGGAGUGUGGAGAGCAGCUGGUCCGAGUCCACCGCGUGCAGCGCCGCCGGAUCCGCCACGGAGCCCGAGAGCGAGCUGCUCGGCUGCAGCCUGGAGGAGACAAACAGAACUCAGGAGGAGCUUGAUAUGAAGCCUGUCCCCAGGGAUAAAUAUUCCUCUUUUUACCCUCAAGAGACAGAUUGCAGCUGCAAGAAGAGAAACAAUGUCCUGAAUGCCAUCCUGCUUCUCAUGAAGGAACUGGACGCCGAGGGGCUGGAGAUCAUCCAGCAGACGGUGGCAAGGAGGCUCCAGAAGAAGGAGCUGCAGGAAGAGUGACAACGCCCAUCCAUUCCCCAUUCCAAGCUCCCUGCAGCCCCAGCCCCGCGGAGCUGUCCUGCCCACACAUCCCUGGCUGCAGCCAAAGCCUCGGUGCUCCCCGCUCUGCUUCUCAUGCCAGGGCAUGGGAUAGCAUGGGA
This is a messenger RNA of Cinclus cinclus, 896 nucleotides long. RefSeq names its product cilia and flagella associated protein 410 (gene CFAP410). Bases 1 to 756 code for a protein of 251 amino acids. Gene Ontology annotation, molecular function: protein binding. The transcript is spliced from 7 exons. The record is from RefSeq and is a predicted model, not a curated record. Lineage: Eukaryota; Metazoa; Chordata; Aves; Passeriformes; Cinclidae. Gene Ontology annotation, biological process: cytoskeleton organization.